Messenger RNA from Macaca mulatta (Rhesus monkey), 1409 nucleotides. RefSeq names its product BCL2 associated X, apoptosis regulator (gene BAX). The record is from RefSeq and is a predicted model, not a curated record. Gene Ontology annotation, cellular component: mitochondrial outer membrane. Lineage: Eukaryota; Metazoa; Chordata; Mammalia; Primates; Cercopithecidae. Gene Ontology annotation, biological process: intrinsic apoptotic signaling pathway in response to DNA damage; regulation of apoptotic process; mitochondrial fusion. Gene Ontology annotation, molecular function: BH domain binding; channel activity.
CUGGGCAACACAGCCAGACCCUGACUCAAAACAAACAAACAAACAUACAAACAACAGAAAAGCAGGACGGGCGCGGUAGCUCAUGCCUGUAAUCCCAGCGCUUUGGAAGGCUGAGACGGCGGUAUCUCUUGAACUCACAAGUUAAGAGACAAGCCUGGGCGUGGGCUAUAUAGCGAGAUCCAGGUCUCUACCAAAAACAAAACCACUCAGUUUUUAGUCAUCUACAACGUCCUGCCUGGAAGCACGCUAUUUUGCGCCUCUGACCCUUUGCACUUGCUAUUCCUUCUGCGCUGGGGAGAGCUCAAACCCUGCCCGAAACUUCUAAAAAUGGUGCCUGGAUAAAUGAAGGCAUCAGAGUUGCGACUGGACGGGCGUCUGUUGGAUGGCGCCACGGCAGGCACUUAUUGGGACACGCUCAUUGGACAGUCACGUGAUGGGACUAAGCCUCCCGAGGGAGCGAGGCAGGUGCGGUCACGUGACCCGGCGGCGCUGCGGGGCAGCGGCCAUUUUGCGGGGCGGCCACGUGAGGGACGCACGUUCAGUGUGGCUCUCACGUGACCCGGGGCGCGCUGCGGCCGCCCGCGCGGACCCGGCGAGAGGCGGCGGCGGGAGCGGCGGUGAUGGACGGGUCCGGGGAGCAGCCCAGAGGCGGGGGGCCCACCAGCUCUGAGCAGAUCAUGAAGACAGGGGCCCUUUUGCUUCAGGGUUUCAUCCAGGAUCGAGCAGGGCGAAUGGGGGGGGAGACACCCGAGCUGGCCCUGGACCCGGUGCCUCAGGAUGCGUCCACCAAGAGGCUGAGCGAGUGUCUCAAGCGCAUCGGGGACGAACUGGACAGUAACAUGGAGCUGCAGAGGAUGAUUGCCGCCGUGGACACAGACUCCCCCCGAGAGGUCUUUUUCCGAGUGGCAGCUGACAUGUUUUCUGACGGCAACUUCAACUGGGGCCGUGUUGUCGCCCUUUUCUACUUUGCCAGCAAACUGGUGCUCAAGGCCCUGUGUACCAAGGUGCCCGAACUGAUCAGAACCAUCAUGGGCUGGACGCUGGACUUCCUCCGGGAGCGGCUGUUGGGCUGGAUCCAAGACCAGGGUGGUUGGGGGCUGCCCCUGGCCGAGUCGCUGAAGCGACUGAUGUCCCUGUCUCCAGGACGGCCUCCUCUCCUACUUUGGGACGCCCACGUGGCAGACCGUGACCAUCUUGGUGGCUGGAGUACUCACCGCCUCCCUCACCAUCUGGAAGAAGAUGGGCUGAGGCCCCCAGCUGCCUUGAACUGUGUUUUUCCUCCAUAAAUUAUGGCAUUUUUCUGGGAGGGGUGGGGAUUGGGGGACAUGGGCAUUUUUCUUACUUUUGUAAUUAUUGGGGGGGUGGGGAAGAGUGGUCUUGAGGGGGUAAUAAACCUCCUUCGGGACAUA